CCCCGCGCGCGCCGCGCCCCGCUGCGUAACGGCUGCGGGCGGCGCGGUGAGGAGCGGAGCGGAGCUGCGCGCCCGCCGGUCCCCGCCGCCUGCCCGCAACUUUGAAUCUCCACUGAUGCAAGAAGUCCCAGAGCACCAAGGCAACAGCACAGAUAGUUCGGGAAGCAGUUUGGGAAGCACUGUCACAGCAUGUAAAAAGAUCCUCUGCAGUAAUAGCCUGCUAGAAUCAACAGACUACUGGCUGCAGAAUCAGAGGACACCAUGCCAAAUUGGCUUUCUGGAAGACAAGUCAGAAAGCAACUGUGCCUCAGUUUGUUUUGUGAAUUUAGAUGCAAACAGAGAUGAUUGCAGCAAUGAACAAGUGAAACAGAAAUUGAUCAGCGUCUCUCCAAAUCUCCCUAAACUCAUCAGUUCUAUGAAUGUACAACCACCAAAGGAAAAUGAAAUAGUCCUACUGAGCGGAUUAACAUCAGGAAAUCUUCAGGCUGAUUAUGAAGUUCCUCAGUGUCCUUGGCAAGCAGAUGUCUGCUUGGUUCAGUGUGCGAGGGGAGACAGGAAGAACAGUGCAAGCUGCAUCAUCUUUGAAAUAAACAAGUUUCUGAUUGGGCUUGAGCUUGUUCAGGAGAGACAGCUGCAGAUAGAAGCUCAUGUCUCAAAGCCUGAGGACGACACAAACUGCUCAGUGUCCUCAAUAGAAGAAGAUUUCCUCACAGCAUCUGAGCAUCUCGAGGAGGAAAACGAGGCUGAUGAAUAUAAAACUGUAGCCCAUGAAAAAAUAAGUGUUUCAGAAGCAUCUUCUGAUGUCAGAAAAAAUAAAGGAAAAGGAUUUGAAAGUCUCCAUUACAGAAAAGCCAGGUUGCCAUUAAUUCUUGAAGGGAAUUGCAUUAAUGAAGAUAACACAGAUAGUAAAGUCUCUGAAACUGUGCAUAUUGUGGCAGAAGAUGGCAUCUCACAACCUGAAGAUAAGCCAGAGCAGGAAAUCCUGUGUCAAAAGGAAUUAGUGGGAAGAGCUACGUCAUCUCUCAGUACUGAGGAUUUGACUAGCAACAUUGAAAAUUCCUGCUCAGUGAAUGUGUUAGAUGUAUCUUUAACCAAAAUGGCUAAAGAGGAGCUGGGGCCUCUUUAUGACUCUACAGCAAAACCCAACAGCAAGGCAGAGGUAGAGGAUUGUGCAGGUGUUAGGAAAAGUGACCCUCCCUUGCAAAACAAGCAAGCAGCUACAGGUCAGUACGCUACAAAUCUAGCGGAGUCUGUUCUGCAAGAUGCGUUCAUUAGACUAUCACAGUCUCAACCCACUUUCAGCGAGGAGGCUGCAGUCAGCAUCUCCGUAGGAAGCUCCUGCAACUCAAAAGAUGCAUCUGCUUCUCGAUCGUGGAAUGAACUUCCAAAGAUUGUCAUAGUGCAAAGUCCAGACAGCAGUGAGAAUGUGCCAGACUGGCCAGGGUCUGCCUUCCCAAACCUGUGCCACUGGACUGAAACAGAAAGCUCUGAAGUUUCAGAUUACUUUGAAGACAACCAUUCAAAUGGACACAGCCAGAGUGCACUGGAGAUGGCUCUGGCUUGUGCAGCAACUGUCAUUGGAACCAUUUCAAGUCCCCAGGCAGCAGAAAAAUUCAGAAGGGAUCAGGAAGCUGCAGAUUCUAAAAGCGAAACAGUUGAUAAUGAAGAUCUACACACAGAUUCUUCACAGCUACUUGAAGACUGUACUAGCACAGAAUAUUCAUUUCUAUCUGCACUGUGUGGCAUGACUCAAGUAGCAAGUGCUGUAGCAGUCUGUGGUCUGGGAGAAACAAAGGAAGAGAAGUACCCUGCAACUUCGAGUGGGCUGCUGUCUGCAGCUCAGACUUCUGCAGCCAUUACUCUUCAUUGUAGCAUAGCUGUAGGAAGCAGCAUGGAAAAGCUGAAUGAUAGCAUUGCAGAGGCCCUUCUCAAAGAGGCAUCAAUAAUUUUGACGAAACCCAAUACAUACAAAAAUGUAGGGCAUUUUAUGGAAUCCAUAAAUGGAAGAAUUAUUGAAACAGCAGCAAGGCCACGGAUUCCACACUCUGAUGAAGUAAUCAGAGAUGAACUGGCACAAAAUUUAUCCAAUAUUAUUCUACGACAUUCUAUUGAAGAGGUCAGGAAGAAAAGAGAGCUACAGUCCCAUUCAGAAAGCAGCUCAAGUACACAAGACAUUUUCAUGGAGACUGCCAAUGAGUUGCUUUUUAACGUGAUAUAUUUCACUUGCAAGAAGAUGAAUGACAUAAGACAAGUUGAAGAGUGUUCUCCUCUCUUUUCUGAAGGCCUGAAAGGCAAGAAGGUAACCAGAGUAGAAGAAUGGCCAACGCAGGCAACAGCACGUGAAACAUCACACAGACCCCUUGAUCAUUCUGCUGUUAAGCCAUUUGGUACAUCCUACAAUGCUAGCAAAGACACUGAAAAUGGUAUCAACAUGAAGAAAAUUAUCAUGAGAGAUAUAAAUAGCAAUGAAAGUGCCACCGUGAAUUCAGAGCUAACAAGUAAAGCUAUUGGGCAUAAUGCACUUGCUGCAAAAACAUCUCCCAAGAAAAGAUACCUGAAAAGAACCACACGAGACUGUUACAAAUCUCCAAAUCAGAGUAACAUUCAGAAGAAGAGAGACUACAGAUCAUUUUCAGACAGAGAAAGUACCUUUGCAAACAAUGAAUGCAGGCAUGGUGUUCAAGAACAACUGUCUUCCAGUGUUGUCGUGAACACAGAAAGCCAGGCCAAACAUAAGUGUGAUGCUGUGCUAAGUGAUGAAGUCCAAGUUAGCUUGUCUUUGUUAGGAAACCACGUCUUAAUUCCUUCUCAACCUGUACUACAAGUAAAAAAUUCAAGAGACAAAUACUGUAUAACAGAUUUUGCAGAAGAAUUGGCAGAAACAGUGGUCUCUAUGGCAACAGAAAUAGCUGCCAUUUGUCUUGAAAAUUCAAAUGGAAAGCAGCCCUGGUUCUGUGCAUGGAAGAGAGGCAAUGAGUAUCUGGUGACCCAGAGUAUAUCAUGCAGAACUAUGAAAAGGAAAAAGGAAACCCAUGCUAAUGGCUCAGUUGUUCGGAAGCACAGGGCACCUCGACUUAGUGAGAUCAAAAGAAAGACAGAUGAGCAUCCUGAGCUAAAGGAGAGGUUGAUGAAUCGAGUAGUAGACGAAUCUAUAAACCUUGAGGACACACCAGAUUCUGUCAAUAUCUUUGCAAAUGAAGUGGCUGCAAAGAUCAUGAACCUCACUGAACUCUCCAUGGUUGACAGCAUCUGGCAAGGUCCAAACCAUCCCAGGAACAGGCUGCACUGUGAAAGAUGGAGCCGAGCCAAGGCCUCAAGCUGUGAGAGCAUACCAGAGGAGGAUACAGAUUCCAAAGCCUCUGUCAAUACUCUAGGCCUAAUGAACGCCUUUGGUCAGCCUGUGAGCCAGACAAGUUCUGUCUCAAAGCAAUCUAGUUGUGAAAGCAUUACAGAUGAGUUUUCAAGAUUUAUGGUGAACCAAAUGGAAAAUGAAGGAAGAGGCUUUGAUUUAUUACUAGAUUAUUAUGCAGGAAAAAAUGCAAACAACAUCUUGACUUCUGCUUUGCAACAGGUUGCUAAGAAAAACGGUCAUCUUAACGUACGACCAAGUUGCCCAUCCAAGCAGUCCAGCACAGAAAGCAUAACAGAAGAAUUUUACAGGUACAUGCUAAAAGAAAUAGAAAAGGAAAAUAAAGAUAAUGCAUCUUCCCCUCGGAAUUCAAAGGACUGGUGUGGCAGUUUGCUACCACCCUCCCUGCGAUCACCUUUUUGCUUUAGACAGUCCUCAGUGCCUGAUGGCAGAUCAUCAGGUUCUAGACUGACAGUUAACAUCCCAGUCAAGGCAAAUUCAUUAGAUGGAUUUGCCCAGCAUCACCAGGAUUCCUUAAGUGUACAGCCAGUCAGUACAGUGGCUUCUUCAGGUCUUUGCAAGUCUGACUCAUGCCUGUACCAAAGAUGCAAGACUGACCAAAUAACAGAUAUGUUGAUUCAUGAGACUUGGGCAAGCUCUAUUGAAUCUCUAAUGCGCAAAAACAAAAUCAUAACAGAUGAGGCAGAGGUUGCAGAGGUAGAUCAUUUUCACAGUGAUUCCCCACCACACGUGCAACAGUAUGCGAACAGACUGGCUGCAAAUAUUGUUGAAAGUGGUAAAAAUUUAAUUGUUGUCCAGCAGGAUGCCUUUGAUUCUGUAAGCCAAGAACACAUGCUGGAAAGCAGACAUCCCCAGAGUGCAACUCGGAUUCAAGUAGAACCCAAAAGGGAUGAAAUAAAUUUGGAUGAGCAGAAGGAGCAUGUGAAGGAGCAUGUGAAGAACCCUGAAUGCCUCCCUGCAGGUCAGCACAGGGAAGUGCCUUUAAUUCAGAUAGAAACUGAUCAACGAGACGAGUCAGAUAAAGACUCUGAGUCCUUAACUCUACACGAACUUUCUGAAAAGGAGCAUCAAGGCAAGGAAAAGCCUCCAGAAGCUUAUACUGGGAAGCACAUGGUUUCCAGUACCCUACUGAAUAGCAAAAGCACUCAGAGCAAGCCAGAUGCUGAAAUCACAGGAGAGACAAAAGCAGCUGAAGAAUUCCCAGUACACCUCAGCAGCAGUGAAGAAAGCACUGGCAGCUGGUCCCAGCUAGCCAAUGAUGAAGACAAUCCUGACGACACGAGUAGCUACUUACAACUCAGCGAACGAUCUCUGAGCAAUGGCAACAGCAGUACAACUAGCAGUCUUGGCAUUAUGGACCUGGAAAUUUAUCAGGAAAACAUGCCACCUUCUCCUAUGAUUAAUGACUUAGCAGAAGAAAAGGUUUUCCUUAAAGAACAGACAGAUAACACAGAGGAAAGUACUUCUGGGCUCUCAGUGGGAACAGCUAAUUAUCAAAAAGAACUCCUCGUGAUUAAUUUUGACCUGGAACCAGAAUGCCCCAAUGCAGAGCUGCGAGCCACCCUACAAUGGAUAGCUGCUUCUGAACUUGGAAUCCCAACCAUCUAUUUUAAAAAAUCUCAGGAAAACAGAAUUGAAAAGUUUUUAGAUGUUGUGCAGCUAGUUCAACGGAAGUCCUGGAAAGUGGGAGACAUCUUUCAUGCUGUGGUGCAGUACUGCAAGCUCAGUGAGGAGAGCAAAGAGAAGACACCAAGCCUGUUCGAUUGGCUCCUUGAACUGGGUUAGGAACAAUUGCCUGUUCCACGUCUUUGUUUUAAUCCAGUAAGCAGUGGUUCGUGUAACACUGAUUUCCAAAUAUCACCAAAUAAAAUGAGCAAAGAUAUAUUAACUACAGAAAAAGCACCUGUCUGUUCCACAACUGCACUGAGCAGAAUUGAAACCAAGGUGUAUUUUAUCCUUCUGUAUCCUGAGGGACGCUUGACAUAUUGUGCUGUAGGAUGUACUGUGCUAGAAAAAGAUGGAUUUUUUAGCUUUCUGAAUUAAUGGACUUCAUUUACUUAAUGAAUUCAGUAAAACUUAAUUGAAUUUCUAGUACAUUCCAUUUUCAUCAAUUUGAUUAAAUCAAUCAGCUGAAACAGGAUGGUAUACUAACAUUCAGUUUUAAAACAAUACUAAUGUUUGUACAGUUUUAACUUUUAGAACCUGAGUGUGUUCCAGGAUGCACAGAGAAAACCAUGCCCUUCAAUAAAUAAAACAUUUUAAAAGAAGUUUCCAUAGUCCUCUGAGAGGUGAAAACUUGUGAACACAUCAGAUCUUUGAAGUCAAAAAACAGAACAAGAAGCUGCUGAAAACACAUUUCACUUUCUUUCCACGUGAUCAUUUCAGCCCUAUAGCUGGUCCCCAUUCCUGCCUUCUCCUCAAGGAAAUACAAAUCUCAGUUAUUACCCUUAAAAAGCCUCCGUUCUUUACACUCGCAGGCAGUGCAGUUCAGUACAGCUGUGCUUGGUACGUCCCCAAGCACAGCUCUGCGAGUCAGGGUUGUGGAUUCCUAAAGCCCUGUCCCCACCAGGUGACCUCGGGCGAGUCAGUUCACCUCUGUGCCUCAGUGUCCCUAUCCAGUAAGAGGGAGCGAUGCUACGGAAUGUGUUAUGGGAAGUGUUUGUUUAAAGCACUAAGUAACAUGCUUUGUGUCGGUUAGAAUGCUGAAAAGAAAUACUAAGUUGAAUCAAGUAAAUUGUUAACAAGGCGAAGAAAAAUGUAUCUGAAAAGAGUGCUGUCUUGAAAUAAAAAUCUUAAUUUUUGUAAUUUUCAAGAAGUCAAAACAUUUGCUACAAUUUCAGCACAUGCUUGUUCAUUUUGGAUAUGUGUUGGACUAUGUAUGAUAGUCCACAUUAUGAUGACAUUUAUAUAACUGUUUGAUAAGAUAUACUGUGGUAUCUUCUCGCUGAGAUGAUGCUAGGUAUCACGCACUCAGUGAUACUCUCUUGACUCUGCCAAAGAGAUUGGCUUUGAAUUUAAAGGUAAACGUAACUUAUCACAUCAAAGCUCUUCUGUGAUUUGUUUCUUUGAAAAUCUUUAUAUUUUGCUUCUCCCUUCUUAAAUAGCAUACUAGAAAGCCUGCCUGCCUUUCCAAAUCAAAUAUUUAAGAGAUAUUUUAUUUUCCAGAUAAUAGUAUAUGCUUCUAUAAUAUUUUUGGGAGGUGGGGUGAAAAGAAGAAAACUAUCCUUUUGCACUAAAUAUUUUUGAAGAUUUUGAAGUAGUUUUAAGUAAUUUAUGAAAAAAGAGCCAUAUUAUUCUCAAUUUUAUCUUUAAAACCAUUGCUAAAUUUGCAUGAUUUCAUCACUCAUUUGUUAAGAAAUACAUACUGUAGGUGAAACCUAUUACAAAACAUUAAAUAACAUCUACAUCUCCGCAAUAUAUGAAGUCAGUGGAGGUGUCUUUACUGUCAAGAUAAAGAUCAGUUUGUUGCAUCCACUCAACCUAACUGCAGUACUGGGGCCCAUUCCUAGGAACUGCUGAACAUCCACAGCUCAUGCUAACACGAGUGGUAACAGUGAAUGCUCAGCAUUUCCAAGGCUGAAAGUUAGUAAAAAGCACUGGGCAUUGUAAAGUGCUUUGAUUGAGCCAAUAAAUGGGAAAGUGUAUUUAUUUUUAAGCCAGAUACAGUUAGUUGUCAGUAUAUAAAUUUUUGCUGUGGUAGAAUAAAUGUUUACUUAUCCUACAAAGCACAAAUAUCAUGACUGAGUUGUAAGUGUGAUGCAGUUUUCUCUGUACAGUAGUUCUCAAUGUUGCAAUUUGUUCGGAAAUAAAUUUA
Phasianus colchicus (ring-necked pheasant) is the source of this 7184-nucleotide messenger RNA. It is a transcript of the gene SPHKAP, whose product is annotated as SPHK1 interactor, AKAP domain containing. NCBI's taxonomy places the organism in Eukaryota, Metazoa, Chordata, Aves, Galliformes, Phasianidae. The record is from RefSeq and is a predicted model, not a curated record. Gene Ontology annotation, cellular component: cytoplasm; mitochondrion. Gene Ontology annotation, molecular function: protein kinase A binding.